Myripristis murdjan (pinecone soldierfish) is the source of this 474-nucleotide messenger RNA. RefSeq names its product histone H2A-like. The record is from RefSeq and is a predicted model, not a curated record. The coding region runs from base 14 to 400 and encodes 128 amino acids. Gene Ontology annotation, cellular component: nucleosome. NCBI's taxonomy places the organism in Eukaryota, Metazoa, Chordata, Actinopteri, Holocentriformes, Holocentridae. Gene Ontology annotation, molecular function: protein heterodimerization activity; structural constituent of chromatin; DNA binding. The transcript has a single exon.
AACAGCAACGACAAUGUCUGGAAGAGGCAAAACCGGCGGUAAGGCUCGCGCCAAGGCAAAGACCCGUUCAUCUCGUGCCGGUCUCCAGUUUCCUGUGGGCCGCGUGCACAGGCUGCUACGCAAAGGCAACUACGCCGAGCGUGUGGGCGCCGGCGCCCCCGUCUACCUGGCGGCCGUGCUGGAGUAUCUGACCGCUGAGAUCCUCGAGCUGGCCGGAAACGCCGCCCGCGACAACAAGAAGACCCGUAUCAUCCCGCGUCACCUGCAGCUGGCCGUCCGCAACGACGAGGAGCUCAACAAGCUGCUGGGCGGAGUCACCAUCGCUCAGGGCGGCGUGCUGCCCAACAUCCAGGCCGUGCUGCUGCCCAAGAAGGCCGACAAGCCGGCCAAGGCCAAGUAGACCCCAACACAAACUAAGACAAAGGCUCUUUUAAGAGCCACACACUUCUCCAAGAGCUUUUCCUCGCAUUUUCA